GCGGUGGUUGAUUUGUGUACUAUGCGGUGGUACGUGUUUACCGAACCCUUUACAUCUGUCAAUAUAUUAUAACCAAUAAAUGCCGGGUUUGCGAUUGCCGAAAACUCGAGAAAUACGGCCUGAUAACAUUUUCUCAAGAGUAUCGUAAUGUAUUCAUGAACCAUCACUAUAAAACGAAGUAAAUUCUUCAAGUAAAAUAAUAAUUCAUGGCAUCAAAAUUGGGAGUAAAAGAUGUCUGAUGCCUUUGAAGAGAUUCAGGCGAUAAAAAUCAAAAGGAACAGUCUACGAGAAAAAUUACAGAAACGAAAGCGAGAGAGGCAUGAAUUAUUUACUCUCACAUCGUCUCCAUCUCCUUCUGAAUCCCUUGCAGCAGACACAUCGACGCCCAACACCAAGUCAGAACUUGACGGGUACGAGCAAGAUGUUCUCCAAAUCUUACACGAAUCUGCCUCAAAUCUACCAAUCCCGUCUACUGAUAUCGUUGAGCAGCUCAGAAAAACCCUUAACGUGGAAAUAUCGUUCUCAGAUAUCAACAAACUGCUUGAGAAAUUGUCGGCGCAGAACAUUGUUCGAAUCAAAGAGAUCACAGAGAACGAUGUUGUCGGGUAUACGAUUUUGUCCAUGUCUGAAACUAAUUCUCAGGCAGAGUUGUUGGACUUGGACAAUGAGGUAGUAUCAGAGAAGAAUCUUGUAGGUGAUGUAAGUAAUGAAGGUCCGCCAGAUAAACAGAUCAAGUUAGACAAGAAGAACACAGAGGAUAUCAUGUCCCUAAUAUCCAUGCCUACUAUAAGAGAAAAAGAGAGUAAAAAGGUUGGGGAACAAAUCCUUGACCUUUUAUCAAAGCAAACUUCGAAGGAAAAGUCUCUGGCAGAACGCUUUAGGUCCCAGGGAGGUGCCCAAGUUAUGGAAUUUUGUCCCCAUGGCACACGAACUGAUUGCCUGAAACUGAAUGUGCAGACUGGAACUGCGAAUGAAAAAUGCAAGAAGCUCCAUUUUAAAAAAAUUUUACAGAACCACACAGACGAGUCAUUGGGAGAUUGCAGUUUUUUGAAUACCUGCUUUCAUAUGGAUACUUGCAAGUAUGUUCACUACGAAGUGGAUGGUCCUACUGCUCAGCCAAAGGAUCAGGGUGAAAUUGACGUGACUAGGGGUAUCACUGUCACUAAAACUACGAUACAGGAUGUCAAGACUACAAGUAACAAUAAUGGCUCAACGGGUGGCUCAGAACUAACACUUUAUCCCCCUCAAUGGAUUCAGUGUGAUUUGAGAUAUCUGGACAUGACGGUAUUGGGAAAGUUUGCCGUGAUAAUGGCAGACCCACCUUGGGACAUCCACAUGGAACUUCCAUAUGGUACAAUGUCGGAUGACGAGAUGCGCCAGCUCGGCAUUCCUGCACUUCAAGAUGAGGGUCUUCUAUUCCUGUGGGUCACCGGACGUGCGAUGGAAUUGGGCAGAGAAUGUCUACAACUUUGGGGGUACGAUAGGGUGGAUGAAAUUAUUUGGGUCAAGACAAAUCAGCUGCAGCGUAUCAUAAGAACUGGCAGAACGGGGCACUGGCUCAACCAUGGAAAAGAGCACUGCCUAGUAGGGAUGAAAGGUUCCCCUCGGGUGAACAGGGGCUUGGACAGUGAUGUGAUAGUUGCCGAAGUAAGAGCGACAAGUCAUAAACCAGACGAAAUUUAUGGUAUCAUAGAGCGUAUGAGCCCCGGAACAAGAAAGAUUGAAUUAUUUGGCAGACCACACAAUGUUCAGCCAAACUGGAUAACCUUAGGUAAUCAAGUGGACGGUGUGCGAUUGAUCGACCCACAACUCAUAAAAGCUUUUAAAAAACGAUAUCCCGAUGGAAAUUCUAUGAAGCCAACUAAAUCGUAGUGGGUCCAUUGCAUUACUUUUAGCUACAGAGUAAGUAAACUCAUUCAUUAUACCCACAAUUAGAUAAUUGUAGUAUUACCUAUAUUUUGGAGAAUUUACAACGGAUGUUAAAAACCUGUUUUUUACAAAAAAUAAAAAAAACCUAAUAAUACGUAAAGUCGAUGCGCUGUUGCCCAGACCUCGUUUGUUUCUCAAAACUUGAAAUUUAAUCAAAUUUUUGAACAUCAAUAUAGGUAUAUCUAUUAAGAUCAAUGUUUAUAUCAUUGACUUUUAUUCGUCCUAAACGUUAUUAAGAAAUCUUUUUAUUUACAACGAAAUUAUUAAACUGAUCUGGAAUAGGUAAGUGCAAAUGACACGUAACUAGCAAUCUACCACGGCCGGUAUAUUUCGACACACUGGAAAGAAAUAAAUCUCCAGAGUGUUAAUGUUCAUCGGAUUAUCUAUUUUGUACAUUGCUCACAUUGCUCAUGACUCUGUUGUCCUGACUUUUCUGUUUUCGAUAAAUGAACACCUCACGUUCAUUCUAUUAUACAAUCUGUAAAUUUAAAACUCACUACACUGGCCCAAGGGCUGAUGUGCAAAUCGUGUAAUUACUGUAAAAAAUAAACCAUUUCAUUUCCUA
Messenger RNA from Athalia rosae (coleseed sawfly), 2494 nucleotides. RefSeq names its product N6-adenosine-methyltransferase subunit METTL3 (gene Mettl3). NCBI's taxonomy places the organism in Eukaryota, Metazoa, Arthropoda, Insecta, Hymenoptera, Athaliidae. Gene Ontology annotation, cellular component: nucleus; RNA N6-methyladenosine methyltransferase complex. The record is from RefSeq and is a predicted model, not a curated record. Bases 232 to 1872 code for a protein of 546 amino acids. Gene Ontology annotation, molecular function: mRNA m(6)A methyltransferase activity; mRNA (2'-O-methyladenosine-N6-)-methyltransferase activity. The transcript has 4 exons.